UCUCUCUCUCUCUCUCUCUCUCAAAAUAAAAAAAACUUCCUUUCUCCAUCAAGCCUUCUUCUUCUCCCCCCCUCUCUCAUCAAAAAUCCAAACCAAAAGUUCCGAUCUCAUCAUGAACAACAAGAAGAACCCAGAUCAGAAACCAGAGAUGCCACCAUCCUCAUCCUCCCCGAAGAAACAAACCCUCUUCAUCUCCUCCCUCAUCCUCCUCUGGUACACCUCCAACAUCGGCGUCCUCCUCCUCAACAAGUUCCUCCUCUCCAACUACGGCUUCAAAUUCCCCAUCUUCCUCACCAUGUGCCACAUGUCCGCCUGCGCCAUCCUCAGCUACGUCUCCAUCGUCUUCCUCAAGCUCGUCCCCCUCCAGCACCUCAAAUCUCGCUCCCAGUUCAUGAAGGUCGCGACCCUCAGCAUUGUCUUCUGCGCAUCCGUCGUCGGUGGGAAUGUCUCUCUCCGUUAUCUUCCCGUUUCGUUUAAUCAGGCUGUUGGCGCUACGACGCCGUUUUUUACGGCGCUGUUUGCGUAUCUCAUGACGUUUAAGAGAGAGGCUUGGGUCACGUAUGGUGCUCUCGUCCCCGUUGUUACCGGUGUUGUGAUCGCUAGUGGGGGUGAGCCAGGUUUCCACUGGUUUGGGUUCAUUAUGUGCAUUAGUGCAACCGCGGCAAGAGCUUUUAAAUCUGUUCUUCAAGGCAUCUUACUUUCUUCCGAGGGAGAAAAGUUGAACUCGAUGAACUUGAUGCUGUACAUGUCCCCUAUAGCAGUCAUUGCGCUUCUACCCGUCACGAUUGUUAUGGAACCAGAUGUGAUGAGCGUGACUCUAUCGCUCGCCAGACAACAUCAGUACAUGUGGAUACUUCUUUUGGUGAACUCUGUAAUGGCUUAUUCAGCUAACUUGUUGAACUUUUUGGUUACCAAGCACACAAGCGCGCUUACCCUCCAGGUUCUUGGAAACGCUAAAGGAGCGGUUGCGGUUGUGAUCUCGAUCUUGCUUUUCCGAAACCCGGUCACGGUGAUGGGGAUAGGCGGGUACAGUAUAACAGUGCUUGGGGUUGUUGCAUAUGGAGAGACUAAACGCAGGUUUAGAUGAGCGCAGUGACUCCGGUUUUACUUCCUAUCUGAUGGAACUUUUUAACGUUAUAUACUUUAGAGAUAAUAUAUACAUCCUAUCUCAUUCUCAUUUUUGUAUCUAACCUACAGACCUUUAUAUAUAUAAACAUAACGCAUUGAGUUAGA
Brassica oleracea var. oleracea is the source of this 1233-nucleotide messenger RNA. Its product is annotated as probable sugar phosphate/phosphate translocator At5g04160. NCBI's taxonomy places the organism in Eukaryota, Viridiplantae, Streptophyta, Magnoliopsida, Brassicales, Brassicaceae. Bases 113 to 1087 code for a protein of 324 amino acids. The transcript has 4 exons. Gene Ontology annotation, cellular component: Golgi apparatus. Gene Ontology annotation, molecular function: antiporter activity. The record is from RefSeq and is a predicted model, not a curated record.